This is a messenger RNA of Schistosoma rodhaini, 1947 nucleotides long. The record is from the annotation of a GenBank genome assembly. NCBI's taxonomy places the organism in Eukaryota, Metazoa, Platyhelminthes, Trematoda, Strigeidida, Schistosomatidae.
AUGAAGAUAAGUCAUGUAACAUUGAUCAUGAACAUUCUCCAUCUAUUGUUUAUUCAAUCUACUGAAAGUUAUGCUGUUUUAGAAGGUAAAAAAAUUGUGAAGAAAGUUUAUACAAAACGCCAACCCAUAGUAUUAACAGCUGCAGCUGGUUUUAUGUCAAGUACAAACAGUAUUGAAACAAUGAAUAAUAGUAAUGCUAAUCGUAGUAUAUUUAAUAAUGGGAAUGGUUUCUCUACUAUUCAUCAUGUUCCCAAGAACUCAACUGGUGAAUACAUCCCACCAAAUUUUAUUACUGGAGCACAUUUAGCGCCUGCACACUCUAUAUUCUCAGAUAUUAAUAAAGAAAACUAUACGAAAUGGUCAUUUUCUACUACAUUUGACCCAUCGACUCCAUCUCAGUUAAAUAAAGAAGUCAACAAAGAUAUAUUAACAGAUUUUUCUUUGUAUGAUCAACAAAAUCAAACAGAGGGAGAGACUCAUUCAUUUGGUGGGGGGAAUCAACAACAAAUUAUGGAAACUGAUAAUGAUUUCCCACAAAUUCAUUCGGACUACCUUUAUGAUACAAAUUAUGAUUUCCCGGAAGAAAUGAAUAAAUAUCAAGUUGUAAUAUCAUCGGAUAUGGAUCCUCCAUAUUCUAUGGACCAACCAAAUGGAGCUGCUAUCAACUCAUCUAAAUUUUUAUGGUCAUAUAAUAGAGAUUAUGAUCAAUCCAUGGAGGAAAAAGUGCAAUUUAAGCAGAAUAUCUAUGUAGAUAAUCAACAGAAGAAAGAAGAAGCACGUCCAGUUUAUCAUUCACCAGUUCGUUGGGCAAUAAGACAAAUAGCUACAAAUGGACAACCAAGACACAUUGCUUGUAGUCAACCUUUAGAUAGAGGCGUAGGUUCUAAUGAAUUAUCUUCUUGGUACUACGAUUCGAAUGAUGGGAGAUGUCGCUGGUUUGGAUAUCGUGGAUACGGUGGGAAUGCUAAUAGAUUUUACAGCCGCACAGCUUGUGAAGAAUUGUGCGUUCGAGAUAACCAAAACUUAUGUGAGUUUGCCAAAUGUCCAAAAUCAAUCACAACCUGUGAACUUGUUGGUGAUCAAUCAUGCAAAGUUUACAAACAACAACAUUCUAAAUCAUGGGAAGCUGAAUGUCCACCAGAUCAACCAGUCUGUGUCACUAAACGAAACACAAGAAUGGCACCAGAUAUUGAAUUUGAAAAUGUUCCAUCUGAAUGCAAACAACCACCUGAUGCUGGAUCAUGUCAAAUAAAAAAUCCAUCACAAAAUUUUUUCUAUGAUAUAGAAAGCAAUGAUUGUACAUCAUUUUAUUUUCAUGAAUGUGGUGGAAAUGAUAAUCGAUUUGUUACAAAAUCUGAAUGUAUGAGUCAUUGUUCACCUUGAAUAAAUUUUUUAACAUCAUCUUUGUCUUACAUUAUCUUCUCUUCCUUAACAUUACCAUAAUCAUUCUUAUCAACCAUGGAAAAAACCAACAAACAUAAUCACUUUCGUUCAUAUCUCUCAACUUAUCAUAAUUAUCAUCAGAAGUGGUGUCAGUUUCAUUAUUGUUAUUAUUAUUAAUGCUAUCAUCCAAAGAUAUCUCAUAUUCAUGAAUAGCCAUACUAGUAAUAUAUAUAUACAUCCUUUCUUGGGAAUAAACAAACACAUAGCAUUAACAUAAUUUCUAAUGAAAGGAAUGUGACAACAUUUUCUGAUUGUUCCUCUUCGUCGUCGUCGUCUUCUUCUUCUUCUUCAAUAAACUGCCUAACUUGGUUGAUUUUAAUUAAAUUAAUUCACUGAUAAUAACGUUAAAACUUUUAUAUCGAACUGAAUCAAACGAUUAUAAUAGUGAUGAUUGUUUUGUUUUUCAUUUGCUUACAUAAACAUUCUUAAUACUAUAUAUACAUUCAUACUUUUCAAUCCUUUUACUCUGUCCUAUUAAAAUAUUAAAGAGAAUUAAAAAAUGAA